This is a messenger RNA of Cebus imitator (Panamanian white-faced capuchin), 4237 nucleotides long. RefSeq names its product zinc finger protein 791 (gene ZNF791). The coding region runs from base 160 to 1890 and encodes 576 amino acids. Gene Ontology annotation, molecular function: RNA polymerase II cis-regulatory region sequence-specific DNA binding; DNA-binding transcription factor activity. The transcript is spliced from 4 exons. NCBI's taxonomy places the organism in Eukaryota, Metazoa, Chordata, Mammalia, Primates, Cebidae. Gene Ontology annotation, biological process: regulation of transcription by RNA polymerase II. The record is from RefSeq and is a predicted model, not a curated record.
AAUGCGUGUUACGUCACUAUGCGAUCGGAUUGUGCUCAGUUUACCGUCUCCUGGCCCGUUGAUGCGUCAGUUUGCUGUUUACCUGCAUCUGAUGCGCUGUAUCCUGUGCUGGCAGCGUGAGCCGUAGGGACGACACCGGGAAACCCCUGAGGCCAGAAAAUGGACUCAGUGGCUUUUGAGGAUGUGUCUGUGAACUUCAGCCAGGAGGAGUGGGCCCUGCUGGCUCCUUCACAGAAGAAACUCUACAGAGAUGUGAUGCAGGAAACAUUCAAGAACCUGGCCUCUAUAGGGAAAAAAUGGGAAGACCAGAACGUUGAAGAUCGGCACAAAAACCAGGGGAAAAAUCUAAGAAGCCAUAUGGUGGAGAGACUCUGUGAGAGUAAAGAAGGUAGUCAAUGUGGAGAAACCUUCAGUUCCAGUCUCUGUGUGACCAAGAAGACUGCCAGAGUAAAAUUAGAUGAAUGUACUGUCUGUGGAAAAGUCUUCAUGCGUCGUUCGUCCCUUACUAGACACAUGAGGUCUCACACUGGAUAUGAGCUAAUUGAGAAGCCAUAUAAAUGUAAGGAAUGUGGGAAAGCCUUUAGUUAUCUCAAAUCCUUUCAAAGACAUGAAAGGAGUCACACUGGAGAAAAACCCUAUAAAUGUAAACAAUGUGGAAAAACCUUCAUAUAUCAUCAACCCUUUCAAACACAUGAACGGACUCACAUUGGAGAAAAACCCUAUGAAUGUAAGCAAUGUGGGAAAGCUCUUAGUUGUCCCAGUUCACUUCGAAUUCAUGAAAGGAUUCAUACUGGAGAAAAGCCCUAUGAAUGUAAAAAAUGUGGGAAAGCCUUCAGUUGUCCCAGUUCUAUUCGAAUACAUGAAAGAACUCACACUGGAGAGAAACCCUAUGCAUGUAAGGAAUGUGGGAAAGCCUUCAUUUCCCACACAAGUGUUCUAACACACAUGAUAACGCACAACGGAGAUAGACCUUAUAAAUGCAAGGAAUGUGGGAAGGCAUUCAUUUUUCCCAGUUUUUUACGAGUACAUGAAAGAAUUCACACUGGAGAAAAACCCUAUAAAUGUAAACAAUGUGGUAAAGCCUUCAGAUGUUCCACUUCCAUUCAAAUUCAUGAAAGAACUCAUACUGGAGAGAAGCCCUAUAAAUGUAAAGAAUGUGGGAAAUCUUUCACUGCACGCCCAGCCUUUCGAGUACACCUCAGAGUCCAUACUGGCGAGAAACCCUAUAAGUGUAAAGAAUGUGGGAAAGCCUUUAGCAGGACCAGUUACUUUCGAAUACAUGAAAGGACUCACACUGGAGAAAAACCCUACGAAUGUAAAAAAUGUGGGAAAACCUUCAAUUAUCCUCUAGAUCUGCAAAUCCACGAGAGGAAUCACACUGGAGAAAAACCCUAUGAGUGUAAGGAAUGUGCAAAAGCCUUCAUUUCUCUUGAAAACUUUCGAAGACACAUGAUCACACACACUGGAGAUGGACCUUAUAAAUGUAGAGACUGUGGGAAGGCAUUCAUUUUUCCUAGUGCGUUACGAACACAUGAAAGAACUCACACUGGAGAGAAACCCUUUGAAUGUAAACAAUGCGGAAAAGCCUUUAGUUGUUCCAGUUACAUUCAGAUCCAUGAAAGAACUCACACUGGGGAGAAACCUUAUGAAUGUAAGGAAUGCGGGAAGGCCUUUAUUUAUCCCACAAGCUUUCAAGGACACAUGAGAAUGCACACUGGAGAGAAACCCUAUAAAUGUAAAGAAUGUGGGAAGGCCUUUAGUCUUCACAGUUCCUUUCAAAGACAUGAAAGAAUUCACAGUUGUGAGAAACCUCUUGAAUGUAAGCAAUGUGGUAAAGGCUUCAGUUUAUCCACGUCCUUGCAAAAACAUAUGAGAAUGCACACUCGAUAGAAACUCUAUAUAUGUGAGAAAUAGGGGAAAGUUUUCACUUCUAACAGAUACUUUCAAAGUUAUGAAAAUUUCCACUGAAGAGAGAAAUCCUAUAAAUGUAAGUAAUAUAGAAAUCGAGAUACAGGAUAAUUCAUGUACAGUCAGGUACCACAUAAUCGUGUUUCAGUUAGCAAUGGACCAUAUAUAAGUUGGUGGCCCCUUAAGAUUAUAUAAACAGCUAAAACAUUUCUACCACCUGCGAUUUAGUAGCAGUAGUAACACCACAGCACAGCACAUUAAGUGUUUAUGGUGAUACUUCUGUAAACCUGUUGCAUUUCCAGUUAUAUAAAAGUACAACAGCUGGGUCUGGUGGCUCACACCUGUAAUCCUAACACUGGAAGACUAAGGCAGUAGGAUUACUUGAUGCUGGGAGUUUGUGACUAGCCUGGUCAACAUAGACCCCCAUCUCUACAAACAAUAAAAACAUUUUCUAGGUAUGGUAGCACGCCCUGUAGUUCCAGCUACGUGGAAGGCUGGGGCAGGAGAAUUGCCUGAGCCCAGGAGUUUGAGGCUAUAGUGGAACAAGAUCACAGGAUGGCAGUCCAGCAUGGGUGAUAGAAUGAGACUCUGUAUAAAAAAAAAAAAAAAAAAGGCUAGAUUCGGUGGCUCACACCUAUAAUCCCAGCACUCCGGGAGGCUGAGGUGGGAGGAUCACUUGAGGUCAGGAGUUCAAGACCAGCCUGGUCAAAUGAUGCAACCUUGUCUCCAUUAGAAAUAUGAAAAUUAGCUAGGUGUAGUGGUGCCCCUGUAGUCCCAGCUACUUGGGAGGCUGAGGCAGGAGAGAAUCGCUUGAACUCGCAAGGUGGAGGUUGCAGUGAGCCGAGAUCCGCUACUGCACUCUAGCCUGGGCGACACAGCGAGACUCCAUCUCAAAAAAAAAAACUACACAGCACAUAGCAUUAUGUGCAAUAUAUACUUGAUAAUAAAUGGCUAUAUUACUGGUUUAUAUAUCUACAAUAUUGUUUUAGAAUGUAUUCCUAUUUUUUUAACAGUUAACUGUAAGACAGUCUCAGGCAGGUCCUUAAGGAGAUAUUCCAGAAAAAAAGGGAUUGUUAUGAUAGGAGAUGACAGCUGCAUGUGUGUGAGUGCCCCUGAAUGUCUUCCGGCGGGACAAAAUGUGGAGGUGGAAGACAGUGAUACUGAUGAUCCUCACCCUGUGUAGUCCUAGACUAAUGUGUGUUUGUGUCUUAGUCUUUAAUAAAAAUAAAUAGAAAAAAACUUACAGAAUAUGGACAAAAUAUUUUUGUACAGCUGUACGAUGUGUUUCAAGCUAAAUUAUGACAAAGUUUUUUUUAAAAGUUUAUAAAGAAAAUAACGUACAGUAAGUUAAGGUUUAAUAUUGAGGAAAAGGUGUUUUUAAUGAAUGUAGUGUAACCUAAGUGUACAAUGUUUAUAAAUUCUGCAGUAGUGUACAGUAACAUCCUAGAACCUCACAUUCACUCACCAUUCACUCACUCACCAGAGCAACUUCCAGUCCUGCAAGCUGUGUUCAUGGUAAGCAUCCUAUGCAGGUGCAUCUUUUUUUGUCUUUUAUACUGCAUUUUUACUUUUGUGUAUUUUAUAUGUUUAGACUCCUACUUAACAUUUUGUUACAAUUUCCCGCAGUGUUCAGUACAAUAAUAUGUUGUACAGGUUUAUAGCCUAGCAGCAAUAGGCUGUACCAUACAAUCCAGAUGUGUUGUAGCUGUACCAUCUAGAUCUGUGUAAAUCCACUUUGUGAUGUUUGUACCAUGAGGAAAUCACUUAACACAUUUCUUGGAACAUGAUUAAGCAAUUUCUGACUAUAUGAUGCUUCAGAAAAUUCACACCAUGAAAGACAUGUUAUAAAAGUUAAGGCCAGGCAUGGCGGCUCACACCUGUAAUCCCAGCACUUUGGGAGACCGAGGUGGGCAGAUCUCCUGAGGUCAGGAGUUUGAGACCAGCCUGGCCAACAUGGUGAAACCCCAUCUCUGCUAAAAAUAGAAAAAUUAGCUGGGUGUGGUGGCAUGCGCCUGUAAUCCCAGCUACUUGGGAGGCUGAGGCAGCAGAAUCAUUUGAACCUGGGAGGCGGAGGCUGCAGUGAGCCAAGAUUGCCCCACUGCAGUCCAACCUGGGCAACACAGCAAGACUCCGUCUCACACACCAAAAAAAAGUUAAAAGUAUUUUUUAUCAGUGACUCAUUCUUCAAGUACAUGUCUGGACUAUGUAUGAAUUGUGACUUAUUUUGCAAGAAAUCUUGGAAGCAGGAUAAUUCUGUAAGAACUCUUUAAGCAGUAGUCAAAAGUUUAAAAGGUUGUGUUUUCUCAUUAAAUCAAUUAGUAAAACUUUU